This is a messenger RNA of Mucor velutinosus, 2430 nucleotides long. RefSeq lists its product as uncharacterized. The coding region runs from base 1 to 2430 and encodes 809 amino acids. Gene Ontology annotation, molecular function: AMP deaminase activity. The transcript has 7 exons. Gene Ontology annotation, biological process: AMP metabolic process; IMP salvage. Gene Ontology annotation, cellular component: cytosol. The record is from RefSeq and is a predicted model, not a curated record. NCBI's taxonomy places the organism in Eukaryota, Fungi, Mucoromycota, Mucoromycetes, Mucorales, Mucoraceae.
AUGCAAGAAGCAGGAAGCGACGAUACCAAAGACACCCCCUUCUUCGAGUACCAUCACUUGAAAGCUAUUCAAGAUCAUGACAGUAAAUAUCUUGGACAAGCAAACGUAGCCAAAUCCCCACCACAAAAUCGAGGCACUAAAGGAGAUACCCCUUUUAUUGACGAGGAAGAGCAGGAUUGGAUGGCACACAAUCGUCUACCAGCCAUCCCCUUGUCUGCUGCUGUCGAUGAUACACCUGCUGAUAUGAAAACAGCCUACAAAGAUGAGGCAAUUACAGCAGAACUGAUAGAGCUCUACAACACAUUUCAAAAGUGUCUGGAUCUACGUGAAAAGUACAUGAUGAAGUCCAAGCAGCGAUUUGAGGACAAUCCCAAAAACAGAGCUGACUGGGAAGUGUAUCCUCCACCUCCCCCACCAUCUUGGCCUUUACCACCACCAGAUGAAUUGGCACGACGAAAGAAGAAGGAAAAGGAACGCGAAGCUGAUCCCAUUGCUGCUGUAGGCAUGGAUUUCCAUAGAGAGCAUAUAAGGAUUCCUGGCGAGCAUCCUUACACGUUUGGUGUAGGCACGGAUGGCUUCUAUCAUGUAUUCAAAUCCGAGGAAGACAAAGCAAACAGAGAGGCUGCUUAUGAUGUUCCCCAAUGCAAAGAGUUUUAUGAUGAUUUGGAUUACAUUUUGACAGCCAUUAGCGAUGGUCCAGCCAAGAGUUUCGCCUUUAGAAGAUUACGUUACUUGGAUUCCAAAUGGCAAAUGUACACUCUAUUGAACGAAUUCCAAGAAAUAGCAGAUUCCAAGCGCGUGCCCCACAGAGAUUUUUACAACGUGCGUAAGGUGGAUACUCACGUUCAUCACUCGAGCUGUAUGAAUCAGAAACAUUUACUACGUUUUAUCAAAGCCAAAAUGAAGAAAUUCGCUGAUGAUGUUGUCAUUUUUCGUGAUAAUGAACACUUGACUUUGGCUGGUGUAUUUGAAAGUCUGAAUUUGACCGCUUACGAUCUGAGUAUCGACACUCUGGAUAUGCACGCACACAAGGACUCUUUUCAUCGUUUUGACAAGUUCAACUUAAAAUACAACCCUAUUGGUGAAAGUAGAUUGAGAGAGAUCUUCAUGAAGACGGAUAAUUACAUCCAUGGUCGCUACUUGGCUGAAAUCACAAAAGAGGUGGUAUCUGAUUUGGAGUCCUCCAAGUAUCAAAUGUGUGAAUACCGUGUUUCUGUUUACGGUAGAUCGAUUGAUGAAUGGGACAAGUUGGCAAAAUGGGUCGUCAAUAACAAAUUGUUCUCGCCUAAUGUGCGUUGGCUGGUUCAGGUACCUCGUCUAUACAACAUUUACAAGUCGACAGGACAUGUUGAUAACUUUGGUGAUAUCAUCAAAAAUCUCUUUGAGCCUUUGUUUGAAGUGACAAAGAAUCCUCAAUCUCACCCCGAGCUCUACAUCUUUUUGCUGAGAGUGGUUGGUUUUGAUUCCGUGGACGAUGAAUCCAAGGUGGAGAGAAGUGCGUAUCGCGAAUUCCCACUACCCAAGGAAUGGAAUAAUCCCUCAAACCCACCAUAUAGCUACUACCUGUACUACAUCUACUCGAAUUUGGCCUCUUUGAAUAACUGGAGAGAAGAGCGAGGCUUCAACACCUUUGUACUUCGUCCUCAUUGUGGUGAAGCAGGCGACACAGACCAUCUUGCAGCAGCAUUUUUGACAUCUGAAGGUAUCAGUCAUGGCAUCUUGCUCAGAAAGGUGCCUGCCUUGCAAUAUCUCUUUUAUCUUGCACAAAUCGGUAUUGCCAUGUCGCCCCUCUCCAACAAUGCACUAUUCUUGACAUAUGAACGCAACCCAUUGCCCCAAUUCUUCCAGCGUGGUCUGAAUAUCAGUAUCUCAACCGAUGAUCCUCUGCAGUUCCAUUUCACUCGUGAGCCAUUGAUCGAAGAAUACAGUGUAGCAGCACAGAUCUGGAAGUUUUCUGCCACUGACAUGUGUGAACUGGCUCGAAAUUCCGUAUUGCAGUGUGGUUGGGAGGAUAAAAUCAAGCGUCAUUGGAUUGGCGCUCAUUAUACUCGACCUGGUGUGGACGGCAAUGAUAUGAGCAAGACAAAUGUGCCCAACAUUCGGGUAGAUUAUCGCUACGAGACACUGUUGGAGGAAUUGAAUGCUCUGCGUAGAUAUGCGCCCAAGGAUCAAGGUGGAGAUGGUGUUGCUCUGGAGAACAUGACUCAGCGUGAUAUGGUUGGUGUAGCAGGUUUGACAGAGAGUCCUCGUUUGCAGCAAAAUAUGAUGCAUGCUGUUCAGCAUGAGCCUACAGUAGAUAAUAAACAAAAGACUCAGGAACAACAUCACUAUUGGCACGAUGACCGCAGAGACAGCUUCCCUGGUGUCGCAGUCGUUGCAGAGAGGGCUCGCCAAAGACGAUUGAGCCAGAUCUCUGGGAGCUCCAAGUAA